This is a messenger RNA of Lodderomyces pseudojiufengensis, 1860 nucleotides long. RefSeq names its product tRNA (guanine26-N2)-dimethyltransferase (gene TRM1). Gene Ontology annotation, biological process: tRNA N2-guanine methylation. Lineage: Eukaryota; Fungi; Ascomycota; Pichiomycetes; Serinales; Debaryomycetaceae. Gene Ontology annotation, molecular function: RNA binding. The record is from RefSeq and is a predicted model, not a curated record. Gene Ontology annotation, cellular component: nucleus. The transcript has a single exon. Bases 1 to 1860 code for a protein of 619 amino acids.
AUGUAUAAAAGAUUAACUGACUUAGCUAAAAGAUUUAAAAUGUCAAAUAUACCAGAACUACUUAAUCCUACUAGUACAACUACCACUCCCACGCCAAUUACAGAUACUACCCCCACAGACAAUGAAGAAUUCACUUACACAACUGAAGGAAAAGCAACAAUUUUAACACCAAAAAAGGAUGAAGUAUUUUAUAAUCCAAUACAACAAUUUAAUAGAGAUUUAUCAACAUUAUCAAUAAUAGCAUAUGAUGAAAUUAGAAAAGAACAAUUUUCCAAAUUAAAAAACAACAAUAAGAGAAAGAAAUUAUCAAAUUUAAAUAUAUUAGAAGCAUUAUCUGCAACAGGAUUAAGAUCUUGUAGAUAUGGUUUAGAAAUCCCCAAUGUUAAUAAAAUUAUAGCGAAUGAUUUAUCAAAAGAUGCGGUAUUAGCAAUAGAUAGAAAUAUAAAACACAAUAAUUUGGAGAGCAUCAUAAAAUCAAAUGAAAAUGAUGCAAUAAAAUUUAUGGGAUCAACAAAUAUGAAAUUCCACAUUAUAGAUUUAGAUCCUUAUGGUACAGCAUCUCCAUUUAUUGAUUCUGCAUUACAAUGUAUAGAAGAUGAAGGAAUGUUAUUAGUUACAUGUACUGAUGCAGCAGUAUUAGCAGGAAGUGGAUAUCCAGAAAAAUGUUUUGCAUUAUAUGGUGGGAAUAAUUUUGGUAAUCUGUAUAUAAAUAAUGAAACAAAUCAUGAAAUUGGUAUAAGAUUAAUUUUAAAUUUAGUUGCAUCAACUGCUGCAAAAUAUAAAAAAUCAAUUGAACCUUUAAUGAGUUUAAGUAUUGAUUAUUAUUUUAGAUGUUGGAUUAAAAUUAAAACAAGUCCAAUAAAAGUUAAAAAUCAUUCAAAUGAAACUAUGAUUGUUUAUGGAUGUAAUGGAUGUGGUAAUAAAAAAAUUCAACCAUUGGGUUUUAAAAAGGGAGAGAAUAAAUUUAUUUAUCCCAAAUUAGUAAGUUCAAUUAUUAGUUCAAAUUGUGAAUUUUGUAAAUCAAGUUUUAAUAUUGCUGGUCCAAUGUAUUCAGGUUUUUUACAAAAUGAAAAUUUUAUAAAUAAAAUACUAGAAUUAAAUUCUCAAACAUCAAAUAAAUCGAUAUAUAAAACUAAUGAAAGAAUAAAAGGUAUGUUAACAUUAGCUAAAAAUGAGUUACGAGAUGUUCCAUUUUAUUAUAAUUUAAAUCAUUUAUCUUCAUUAUUUAAAACUUCUCCAAUAUCAAUUGAUGAGUAUACAAAAGCCGUAGGGAAUUUAAAUGAUCAAAAAGAAGAAGGUGCAGAAGAAGAUAAAUUUAGAAUAAGUUUAACUCAUGCUAAAAAAAAUUGUAUAAAAUCAAAUAUCCCAUGGGAAUUAAAUUUAAAAAUUUUAAAAGAAUGGAUGGUAAAUGUAAAUAAAGAUUAUUAUAAUAAUAUGAUAAAAACUCAUAAUAUUGAACACCCUGAGAAUGGUGAUAUUCAAAUUAAAAAUAAUGAAAAAUUAACAAAAAAAUUAAAUGAUUUAAAAAAUUCAAAUUUCCAAAUUAAUCCAAAUUUAAAUGAAAAUUCAACUGGUUUUAAAAUUUUAAAAUAUUUUGACAAAAAGGAAAAAGAUGAAGAAAAUGAAUUAUCUCAAUUUAAUGAAAGUAAUCAAUCUAAUUCAAGUAAUAAUAGUUCAAGUAAUCAAUCUAAUUCAAAUAGUCAAUCUAAUGCAAACAAACAAUAUUUAAAAGAUUUAAAAAUUGAUUUCACAACUUCAAAUUCAUUAAGUGAAAAUAUUUCAAAAUUAAGAAAAGUUAAAAUGAUUAGAUAUCAAGAAAAUCCGACUAAAAAUUGGGGACCAAUGUCAAGACCAAGAUAG